UCCACGGGCUGCCAUGCUCGCAACCCUCGUCGCGUGCGCUCCGCCGGCAGCCUUCGGGCGCAUCUCGGCCAUGCUGGGCACGAGUGUCGACCUCGUCCUUGUACCUGCUCAGGCUCUCACGCAAAAUUUCACGAUUCAAGCUUCGAGUGAAUGGGCAGAUCGAGUCUAUGUGGAAUUGCCUGAUUUGAACUUUGCUCUCCACUCAAGCGUUAUGGGAGAAUUGUUCCGAGUGCUCAAGAAGGGAGGAAGCGUGUGUAUUCGGCAUCGCAAGGCUGAUGAUUCCAAGAACGCUUGGCCGAGCAAUCUGAUCUUUGCUGGUUUUGUGGACACCACGGAAAACGACGGCGACGGUGUUAUGGUGGAGACGUCAGCGAUUAAGCCACCAUGGGAAGUAGGCUCUGCGGUGCCUUUGAGCAUAAAGCGCUCGAAGCAGGAGGCGCAAGAGACGAAAAAGGUUUGGAAAGUGUCAGCGGAUGAGGACGAUGAGAUCAUGGACGAAGACUCUCUCUUGAGUGAGAAGGACCUCAAGGCAGCCCCCAAACCUGCCAGUGACUGUGAGCUUUCCGGAGGAAGAAAGGCUUGCAAGAACUGUACUUGUGGCCGAGCUGAGAUGGAAGAGAAUGGAGGCAAGGCAGCGGCUGCAGCCCCGACGUCCGCCUGUGGGAAUCGACUGGGUUGUGACUUUGAGAACUGUUGUGCGCAGUGCUAUCUUGGCGAUGCAUUCCGGUGUGCUUCCUGCCCUUACAAGGGUUUGCCACCCUUCAAGCCUGGCGAGAGAGUCACGGUAUCAACGGACUAA
Molecule: messenger RNA, 799 nt
Organism: Guillardia theta CCMP2712
Lineage: Eukaryota; Cryptophyceae; Pyrenomonadales; Geminigeraceae
Exons: 7
Coding region: 14-799 (261 amino acids)
Biological process (GO): iron-sulfur cluster assembly
Cellular component (GO): cytoplasm
Molecular function (GO): iron-sulfur cluster binding
Source: RefSeq, a predicted model, not a curated record